This is a messenger RNA of Spizellomyces punctatus DAOM BR117, 1287 nucleotides long. RefSeq lists its product as uncharacterized. The transcript has a single exon. Lineage: Eukaryota; Fungi; Chytridiomycota; Chytridiomycetes; Spizellomycetales; Spizellomycetaceae. Gene Ontology annotation, molecular function: threonine-type endopeptidase activity. The annotation marks the transcript as partial. Gene Ontology annotation, biological process: protein maturation. The record is from RefSeq and is a predicted model, not a curated record.
CAAUGCCUCCAGACAGAUCGCCUGGACCUCCAGUCUCCUUUAUAUGCGUCCACGCAGGGGCAGGAUACCACCAUCCCCGAACCCAUACCGCGCUCCUCACCCUUGUUUCCGAAGCAUGUCUGAGUGGAAUGCGCAAUUUGUUAUCAGGAACGACUUCCUGCUCCGCCGCGACAACAGCGACAAACCACCUUGAAUCUUCCCCACUUACCAAUGCAGGCCUUGGAUCUAAUCUUACAAUUCAAGGCACGGUGGAAUGCGACGCGAGCGCUAUGUGUGGACGGACAGGCGCCUUUGGAGGGGUUGGAGCCGUCAGCGGGAUUCGGCACCCCAUCUGUGGAGCUGUGGCCGUUAUGCGAGGAGACAUGCAGGGACCGGGAAUUUGCGGGCUUGUUCCACCGGUUCUGCUGGUUGGGGAGGGUGCAAAAACGUUUUGCGCUGCUCAAGGGGUAGAGAUCGUUCAAAUGCGAUCUCUGAUCACAGAUGAGAGUCAAACACGAUGGGAGAGGCAUAUGAGAAUUCUAAGGGAGGCAGAGCAACAGGAAGGGGAGCGAGCAAAGAAGAGACAGCGAAAGGAGUGUAGGGAUAAAAGUCCAGAUCUAUCAGAACAAUCUUUUCCGGAAUCCCACUUGAAUGACACAGUUGGCUGUGUAGCACAAGACUCAACCGGAAACAUAACAUCUACUGUCUCUAGCGGCGGAAUCUCACUUAAGCAUCCAGGCCGAGUGGGUGAAGCAGCCAUCUACGGCGCAGGGACAUGGUCCGAAUGCACACCCACCGUUAGCAUUGGCUGCAGUGUCUCUGGUACUGGGGAGCAAAUUAUAAAGACUUUAUUUGCACGAGAAUGCGCCAAGAGAUGUUUGAAGAGCGAUGACGUUGCCGAGAGCUUGAGAGAGGUUAUUCGGGAGUUUUUGGACAUUGAUUUGAUCAAGGGAAAGGAGAGAAACGUCGGAGUUAUAAUAUAUAGAUGUGAGUUGACUGCAGAUGAGAGUAUAGGCGACGAUGUGGAUGGAAAGAAAUAUAUUCGUGAGGUGUGGUGGGCUCAUACGACGAAAAGCUUCUGUGUAGCGUGGAUGUCGAGUGCAGACAAGAAACCCCAUGCCAGGGUAUCGACCUUAGCGCCAGGUCAUGUCAUGGUCAUUGAUGGACGACCAAUUUGAAAAAGACGUGGUUCGUAUAUUCCGUGGCCAAACACGAUACAGUAAUAAGCUUCCCAAUAAGCAUGAAUGAAUGCUGGUCUCGACAUGUUAUAUCCACCGUAGCUAAUCAUACAUUUGAUUCAAAUGCUGC